This is a messenger RNA of Passer montanus (Eurasian tree sparrow), 628 nucleotides long. Its product is annotated as testis-specific gene A8 protein-like. NCBI's taxonomy places the organism in Eukaryota, Metazoa, Chordata, Aves, Passeriformes, Passeridae. Bases 53 to 628 code for a protein of 191 amino acids. The transcript has 2 exons. The record is from RefSeq and is a predicted model, not a curated record.
AAGCUCCUAAAUCCUCACCUUAGAGAUACCAGAGGAGUCAUGUUUAUAAAGGAUGUUUAAAAAACCUCACCAAAUCCACAAUCUACAAAACAGACACAAUGGAGGUUUUGGAAGAGGUCAUUCUCCUGUCAGAACGCACUUCAUCCACACUCAUGAGAGAACUCAAGCCGGGCGAAUUAAAAAGCAACUCGGAAACUCACAAAAUUUAAGACCGGUUACCGCAAGUGUGUUCCAUGAGUGUAAACCAGACACUGGGAACAAGCCGUGCCUUCAGAGGAGCGUAAGUGAGCGGCGCUGUUUGCUCAGCCCUGAACGGGCUGCUUCCCCCACCGGCCCGGCAGGCAGCCGCACCGCCAGGCCACCGGCGGACCCGGACGAGGCAUCCCAAGGCGCAAUCCCGAGGGGAAGGGCAGCUCCGGCUGCCGCCCCCACCAUGGCGGCCGCGCCCCUCACGCCGGCCGCGCCUCGCGCUCGUUACCGCAGCAACGGCCCGGCGGGCGGGCGGGCUCAGCCAAUCAGCGGCGCGCUUGCUGCGGGGCGGGCGGGCGGCCGUGAGGGGCGGCGGGGAACCGCCCUGGCGGGGGACCGAGCGCUGGGAGAGCUGCGAGGGACACGCGGCUCCCGCUGA